This is a messenger RNA of Aspergillus udagawae, 1116 nucleotides long. RefSeq lists its product as uncharacterized. The transcript has a single exon. Lineage: Eukaryota; Fungi; Ascomycota; Eurotiomycetes; Eurotiales; Aspergillaceae. The coding region runs from base 1 to 1116 and encodes 371 amino acids. The record is from RefSeq and is a predicted model, not a curated record.
AUGGUUGAACGAUGGCCCUCACAAAUCCGCAAGCUCAUGAACCAGUUCUCUCGAUUUCCUGCCCAGCCUGCCAAAGAGUUUCAGACUUGGGCACGACCGCGGGAUCUGGAGAAGCGGAAGCAGGCCGUCUCUGUAUGGACAUCGUUGCUGGCAUUUCUUGUCUUUAACUGGAAGUCAUAUGGUGCAGAUGGUGCCCUGGAGUCUAUGGGAUUGAACCUAUCCUGGACUCUCAAAGACGACAUUGACGCCAUUCGGUACUAUGCCAAGUCAGGACGGUCGCUGAAAGUUCUCGGCGAGAUGGUCACUACCUUUUUUGUGAAGGUGAUCAAGGACGCUACGGCCACUCCUCACACCAACCCUUUGACCUGGUGGCUGGCUGUUUUGACCCAGACUGAAGUCCUAGACGACCAACCCCGCUGGACGGUGGCAGACUUACAGGACAUGCUGUCGUUCUCUCAGAAUCUAGACGCCAUUGAUCAUUAUGCUCGGGUACUGGUCUUGGAAGAUGCCUUUUAUCGGUGGAUUGAUAUGCCAGGCGUAAGUCCAGCCGAGAAAAAAAACCUACAAGACUCCCUGAAUGAGGUAUCUAUUAGUUGGGUUGAUCAAGAUGCCGAGCGCCCUCCAGUCGACGACCCUAUCACCAUGGAACGGAGCUACCGCCAAAUGGUCUCGCCAGAAUGGUGGGCCUUUACAGAAUAUAUUGAAUCAAUCUUUGCAGAAUGGUUGACGGACCAAAGUACGGGUCCCAUGUCAACGGUCAUACUGUUCCUUCACGGAAAGCUAGAAACCCCUGAGUAUAAAAGGGUGUACAAAGUCAAGAUGCAGAUUGAAGAGCAUUUUUCUGUCAAUCCCAUGAUGGCGGAUUGUUACCCAGCUGAGUGGGACACGAAGGCCACAAUCGAGCAAGCGAACAGGGAGGCUCGGAGGUGCAUCCGUGAGGAGCUGGGACCGAAGAAAGCGUCCCUCAAAUGGGAUGAAGUGUAUGAUACAAGCGGCAUGAUCCGCAUUCGAGCCAUCUACCGAGAUGAGGCCAAUGAUGCAAGGGCGGUUGCGUGGGUUGAGGAAGCGGGCAUCUUGACUGAAGAGGAAGCGGACAUCCUGACUGAAGACAUGUAA